UUCACCUGAGCUAUCCAUUUCCGCAGAGUGAAAAAAUGCUACAGCAAAUUUUGGAAUCCAUUUUCCAAAAGCUGGGAGAAAAGCUGGUAGACUAUUCACAUAACAAUGUGACUGUCUUAACAAAUUUAAAGCUCGAUGUCACAACUUUGGAGACAAGCCUUACCUCAUUGUGUGCUAUAGCAUUUGAUGUCGAGGCCAAAUGCAAAGAAGAUGCAUCGAGGAAAAAGAAGAGAAAACGAGAAGUUGAAGAUUGGUUGACACAAGUUCAGCUAAUUCAAACUAAUUUUCUUGAACUACAAUCGCGUGGAUACAUCACUAGGCUCUUGAGUGGAGGCCGAAUAGCAAAACUGAAUAACCGAGUGGGUGAACUCAUGGAGCAAAGCAGGCAUUUUGGUGAAGUUCUAGUCGAUGAUUAUGAUCAGAGGGGAGAGGCCUUUAUAGCAGCUGAAAUGUUUGGUGAAGCAUUUGAGGAAAAUUUGGACAUAAUUUGGGGGCUGUUAGUGGAUGAUAAGGUGGAGAGUAUUGGUAUAUACGGGAUGGGUGGUGUAGGCAAGACGACUUUGACAAAGUACGUCCACAACCGUCUGCUGCAAGAAACUGAAGAUUGUGUGGUUUGGGUUACGGUGUCUCAGGUGUUCAACAUAAACAAGUUGCAAGACAAGAUAGGUUGUGCCAUCGGUCUCAAGCUGUCGGAUGAACAUGAUGCACACAAAAGAGCAGCUGAAUUGAGGACAGCAUUCUCCACAAGGGAAAGCAUUGUGCUCAUUUUGGAUGAUGUGUGGGAAAACAUCAAACUGGAAGAGGUUGGAUAUCCACUUGGCAGGGAAGGUUGCCGGUUGGUUAUAACAACUAGGUCUUCGAAAGUGUGUCAUCAGUUCGGUUGCAAGAGCAUAAACGAAGUGAAAACACUGCAUAAUGAUGAAGCAUGGGACUUAUUCAAAGAGACACUGGGGCACGAGAGCCUACCUUCUGAUGUCGAGGAAAUUGCCAAGUGUAUGGUCAAGAUGUGCGAUGGCUUGCCUCUUGGGAUCAUCACCCUAGCAGGAGGCAUGAGGGGCGAGACGGCCGUUCAUGCCUGGAGAAAUUCAAUGACAGAACUGAAGAAAUCCUUUAUGGGGCAUGAUGACAUGGAAGAUCAAGUUUAUAAAGUGCUCAAAUACAGUUUUGACAGAUUGUUACCUAAUCAUCAACAAGGGACGAGGCGUGGAUACACGAACUUACAGCUUUGCUUCCUGUAUUGCGCUUUAUAUCCUGAAGACUGCAAAAUACCAAGAAAUGAGUUAGUCAGGAAAUUCAUUUUGGAGGAGCUGGUUGAUACAUGGAAGAGUAUGAAGGCUCAAUACGACGAGGGUCACUCCAUGCUGGAUAAGUUAGUGAAUACGUGCUUGCUAGAAAGGACUCGCGAUCACAGGGAUGGAGAUAGCAUCAGAAUGCAUGAUCUGAUGCGAGCCAUGGCGCUGAAAAUUACUGAAGGUAAAACUGUGGUAAUAGCAGGCGACUGCUGUGUGAAGGAACUCCCCAACGACGAAGUAUGGAGUGAAGAUCUUGAGAACUUGUCCUUGGUUCAGAACAGCAUACAGGUGGUUCCAUUUCAAAUGUCUCCAAAAUGUCCUAAGCUGUCGAGGUUGCUUCUUCGCGAGAAUCCAUUGGAUUAUUUGCCAGGAUCAUUUUUCUCGAGAAUGCCUACACUGUGCACUCUUGAUCUGUCCAGGACUCGUAUACGAGACUUGCCUGAUUCGUUAUCUGAUCUGAAGAGCCUGAAGGCCUUGAUUCUAGGAGGGUGCCGAGAGCUUGCAGCAGUGCCAGACUUGGGAAAACUGAAAGCACUUAGGGAGCUGGACCUUUCGCAUAGCGGAAUCCUGAACAUGCCUCAAGGAACAGAGAAGCUCCUCAAUAUGAAGCGAUUGUUAUUAAACGGCGCAAAUUACUUGAGGAUGUUACCUGCAGGAGUGUUGACCAAUCUCUCAAAUCUUCAACUUCUUCUUCUCCCAUAUCAAGUAAAAGCACCAGUAGAGGACAUUGAGAGGCUGAAACAGCUGGAGGAAUUUCAAGGACCUGUGGAAGAUGCGCGUGAUUUUAGCCGUGUCUUUAGAAGUAGAAGAAGCCGGGUACAUGGUACUUUCUACAACAUUCAAGUGAGAUUGGUUUAUGAUGGUUUCUCUAACCGUCGCAAUCUAGUGACUUUCCAUCUCCGUGAUCUUGAGAAAGGAGAUGAGAACCAAGGUACCAUGUCUGCAGCACAUGAUACCCUAGUAUUCCAUCACUGCUACGGUCUAAGCAACUGUUUAGCCGAUGACUUCUCACGAUUGGAUGAUCCAAGAUCCCUCAAGUUGUUGGAAGUUUAUAACUCAAGAGGAAUAGAAUGCAUGAUCACAUAUGAGAAGCCAGGAUCUCAGUUUUCAAGCCUUGAAAAGAUUUUGCUGCAAGACUUACCCGAUUUUAUGGGUAUAAUUCGCAGACGGGAAGCAAGGCCUUGGGGAGAACCAACAUAUGCACCAGCUGAAGCUGCAUUUUCUUCUCUAAAAUACUUGACACUUUGCAAGUGUAACAAGAUGAAGAAGCUAGAGCUGCGCGCAUCAGAUUUUCCAAUGCUCGAAAGAAUCUGUGUUAGGAACUGUAAUGAGAUACAGGAGAUAACAGAAGCAACAGAUGGAACUGGAAGAGAAGAAGCAGAAGCAUCCGUUGUCUCUCUUCCCCGGUUGAGACAGGUGUACUUGAUUCAUCUGCCACGACUGUCGAGCAUCUGCAAGGCAGCAUUGUUAUGUGAUUCAGUUAACUUAAUUCACGUGGAGCAAUGCCAAGCAUUAAAGAAACUGCCGUUGAAUUUCUCAGAGAGCGACAACGACAACCAUGCCCUCGAUGAAGGAUUGUAUCAUUGUUCGCCUCCACCGUCUCUCGAAGAAAUCUGGAUACUUGAAGAAGAGAGAGAAUGGUGGGAAUCAUUAGAGUGGGAGCAUCCCAUUCAGUCCCAUCUCAUUCAGCCUUUCCUGCGAUUUUGGGACUAAUGAAAGAAACAAAUGACAUUUUGUUGUAAUUCAUGUAUGUAUUGCAAACUCAGUAAUUAAACUUAAUGCAAAUGACAUUUUGUUGUA
Salvia hispanica is the source of this 3092-nucleotide messenger RNA. Its product is annotated as putative disease resistance protein At4g27220. Lineage: Eukaryota; Viridiplantae; Streptophyta; Magnoliopsida; Lamiales; Lamiaceae. The record is from RefSeq and is a predicted model, not a curated record. Gene Ontology annotation, molecular function: ADP binding; protein binding.